This is a messenger RNA of Linum trigynum, 3044 nucleotides long. Lineage: Eukaryota; Viridiplantae; Streptophyta; Magnoliopsida; Malpighiales; Linaceae. The record is from the annotation of a GenBank genome assembly.
UAUCAGAGCCUCCCUGCCUAACGGCGAGAUAAUCUUCCUCUCCCCCUCUUCUCGGUUCUCUGAUUAUUUCUUCUUUUUCCCUGUUCAUCAUGACUACCUCUGCUACAUCCUCCUCCGACACCACAGGCUCCCUCCCCAAUUCUGAUCCCACUCUCUCCCACUUCAGCCCUCCCCCUGCUCCUCAUAUCUCUAUCAAACUCACAGCCACUAAUUAUCUUCUAUGGCAAAUGCAACUUCUUCCCCUCCUCACUAGUUUCGAUCUCUCUAAGUUUGUUGACGGCACCUUUCCAGCUCCGUCUUGUCUCCUCCCUGACGACCUCCCCAAUCCCGCCUAUGAUGCCUGGCGCCGCCGCGAUCAGCUCGUCUUCUCCUGGAUUGUGGGCUCCCUCACUGAUGCUGUUCUCUCUCGCUUGGUUGGCUGCUCCACUGCCCUCGAGGCUUGGACACGUUUAGCUUCAGCUUACGGCACCGGCAAUCGCCAGACCCUUUGCAGUCUUCGCACCCAAUAUGGCGAACUCUCUCGCGGCAACGACUCCUGCAUCAAAUUCCUCACACGAGCCCAGGAGGUUGCCGACCGCCUUGCUGCCCUCAACCAUCCAGUCUCCGACGAUGAACUCGUGGACCGCUGUCUUCGCGGUCUCGGCGAGGACUUCCUUCCUUUCGUCCGCACUCUCGAAGCAAAGUUGGAGCCCAUUUCAUUUGCUGAUUUCCAUGGUCUUCUCAUCAACGAAGAGCAUCGCCUUCGCCAACUCGGCCUUCUACACGAUGGUAGCACUCCCCAGGCCAACUACGGACGCUUCGGUGGCCGCGGCGGCGGCGGACGUGGCCGCUUCACUGGUCGUUCUCCCGGUCGUGGCUGCAACGGCCACGGGGGCCGAGGUGAUCAUUUCCCCUCCACCGAUUUCUCUAACUCUUUUGUAGGUCCAGGUUUUGGAGCAGGCCUUCUUGGGACUCGGCCCAUCAACCGUUCCUCUUCCACCAGCGGCGGCCCGCUCCGAUGCUACACGUGCCAGGGCUUCGGUCACCUUGCCAAACACUGCCCCAACCUCACCCUCACCAACCGUUAUUCCCCAUCGUCCAAUUACGCCAGCUCUUCCUCCACUCCCCAAGAUUGGAUCAUGGACUCCGGAACGAACUACCACAUCACAUUCGACCUCAACAACCUAGCCUUACAUUCUGAAUAUGCCGGUCCGGACGAGGUUGCCUUCGGCAAUGGUAAUUCCCUACCCAUCUCUCACUCUGGUUCGUCUCUUGCCUCUUUUCAUCAUCAUCCCUUGCGACUUAAUAAUAUUCUUCAUGUUCCUUCCGCUUCUCAUAACCUACUCUCCAUCAAUUCCCUCACUCGUACUAAUCCUCUCUCUAUCAAUUUUUGAUGAUUGUUUCACUAUAAAGGACACACGCUCUCAGAAAAUCCUCCAUCGCGGCCGGAGUAAAGAUGGUCUCUACUCGUUACCCCUCUCCAUCCUCUCCCACGUGGCUCCUCGUGCACUCCACUCAUCUCUUUCGCACUGGCAUCAACGCCUCGGUCAUCCUCACACCCGCGUUCUUCGUCAAAUUCUUCGUGACAAUUCCAUUCCUGUCAUCAAUAAACAGGCCGAUCAGUUAUGUCAUGGUUGUAGUGUCGCUAAAAUUCAUAAGCUUCCCUUUUCUCCUUCUACUUUUAAAGCUACUGGUCCUUUGGAUUUGAUUUGUAGUGAUGUUUGGGGUCCUUCUCCUGAACUGUCCGUCGACGGCCAUUUAUAUUACAUUUUGUUCUAUGACCAUUUUAGCAAGUUUACAUGGAUCUUCCCCACCCGUCAUCGCUCUAAUCUCCUGUCCAUUUUUAUAAACUUUCGCACCCAAGUUGAAAAGUACUUUAACCGUCCCAUCAAAAUAUUCCAGGCCGAUUGGGGCGGUGAAUAUCAAAAGUUGGGUGCCUAUCUCAGAGAUAAUGGCAUUAUUCAUCGCUCCUCUUGCCCCUACACUCCCGAACAGAAUGGUUGUGCCGAACGAAAACACCGCCACGUGGUUGAAACCGGUUUAGCUCUCCUUCAUCAUGCCUCCGUUCCUCUCAAAUUUUGGUCCUAUGCUUUCGACACGGCUGUCUAUCUUAUCAAUCGCAUGCCUACCCCUCUUCUUCACCAUAAAACUCCUCUUGAAGUUCUCUACUCCCAAACCCCUGAUUACUCCUCCUUACGCAUUUUUGGCUCUCUCUGUUAUCCUUGGCUACGUCCUAUCACUCGUCAUAAGCUUCAACCUCGCUCCGCGAGAUGUGCCUUUCUCGGCUAUAGUCCCACUCACAAAGGCUAUCGGUGUUACAAUCUUUCAACCCACAAAGUCCAUAUCUCCCGUCACGUUCUUUUCGACGAAACUCAAUUUCCCUUCGCUACUGCCUUGUCUCAAUCCCCUCCCCCCACUCUCCCUUUGCCGCAACCCUCGUCUGGGCCUACAGCCCUUCCCUUUCCCUCCUAUAUUCUCAACCCACCUUCCCCUUCCUCUCUCGGCCCACAACCCACACCAUCUCCACCUCCUGGCUUUCUCCAAUCCACCAUUUUUUGAAGAAAUUAAGGGGUCGAUUCUGUAACGUGUGUAUUAAAUAUUAUGUGUAUACUAAGAAUGUGUGGGUUUGAUAAUUGAUUGUUUGGAAUCCAUAUAAGAAUGCAUGGAUUAUAAUUUAAAUGAACCAUGAAUACAUGCAUUUUGUUACUACAUCAAAUCAAAAGACGUUGUAUUCUCAUAAUGCAUGUAUACCGAGAAUACAACAUAUAGAAUCGGAGGUUCCAAACGAGCUCUAAGAAUUUAGCAAGACAUGUGCUAUUUGUAGCCCUAAAGCUAGAAAGGGCUUAUUUGUAGUCCUAUAUUUAAAAAUGCUUUUUUUUAACAAAAAUUCAAAAACCCUAAAUCCCUCAAUAUCCCAACCAUCUGAGGCGACCAUAUUCGCCUGAGACGAGUCGCCGACGACGACAACCAAAGAUGAUUCGUUGGAGACUCCAACCGCCGCCAACCCUUGCCAUUGCCGCCGCCCGAAGCCAACCAUCACCGACUAAGAAAUGGCCAGAGACGUG